GAAAUUACGUCAUGACUGUUAUAGCUACAAUAAUUAAUAAAACACACUCCCAAUUUAUGACCAUCCUCUCACGCGCGCACACACGCACUGGUUACGUCAAUCUCCCCAUUUUCGAGCUUAUCGAUUUCUCUGUUUCCUUGCUUUUUCAGAGCGCCAACGGAUGGAUUUCGACGAUGUGAAAAAGGCGGCCAAGGAUGUUGAAGCCAAAGGACUAAACCCAGGAUUGAUUGUCUUGCUUGUGAUUGGUGGGCUGGUCGUGUCGUUCCUUGUUGGAAAUUACGCGCUGUACGUUUACGCGCAGAAAAACCUUCCCCCGAAGAAAAAGAAGCCCAUUUCAAAGAAGAAGAUGAAGAAGGAAAGACUGAAGCAAGGCGUUGCUGCACCGGGAGAAUAGAUCAAUAACUAUAAAUGCGUUCCCCCGUUUACAGAUUGAGCUGCUGUUUGUUUUUUUGUUCUCUCGUAUAUCUCGUGUUCAGAACUUUGUCUAGAGAAGCAUAGCAGCGUUUUGUCUGAUAGAACUUUUGAGCUUUUAUAUUUAGAACCUACAACGUUGUUUUGCUAGCUGACUGAGAACUUAUUGCAGUUUUUUUGUAGUUCUUGUGUCUGAAAGUUAUGGAUUUUUAUUUUUAUUUUUUUUAA
Erythranthe guttata (spotted monkey flower) is the source of this 639-nucleotide messenger RNA. RefSeq names its product DNA-binding protein S1FA. Gene Ontology annotation, biological process: regulation of DNA-templated transcription. Gene Ontology annotation, cellular component: nucleus. NCBI's taxonomy places the organism in Eukaryota, Viridiplantae, Streptophyta, Magnoliopsida, Lamiales, Phrymaceae. The record is from RefSeq and is a predicted model, not a curated record. Gene Ontology annotation, molecular function: DNA binding.